Aedes albopictus (Asian tiger mosquito) is the source of this 4427-nucleotide messenger RNA. RefSeq names its product cytosolic carboxypeptidase 6-like. The record is from RefSeq and is a predicted model, not a curated record. NCBI's taxonomy places the organism in Eukaryota, Metazoa, Arthropoda, Insecta, Diptera, Culicidae. Gene Ontology annotation, molecular function: metallocarboxypeptidase activity; zinc ion binding. The transcript is spliced from 6 exons. Gene Ontology annotation, biological process: proteolysis; protein side chain deglutamylation. The coding region runs from base 2574 to 4427 and encodes 617 amino acids.
UCUCGUUUUAAAUUUGAGUAAGUAGAUGUUUUGGUUAUCGAAUGUUAUUCGCUACAACUUCAACGACUGACAGACGUCAAGCCGUGUUGGCAGAGGAAGCUCUCAAUGAAUAACUGAGGAAGUACUUAUGGAAAACUAGCUGAAAAUCAGGUUUUAGCCAAGUGAGGACGUUACGACAAGAAAAAGAUCAACAAUGAUUUUUCUAAUGUUUUCCAAUAAAUUAAAGGAAUCUAGUAAAUAAUAAACUACCAUUGAUAACAAUACAAAUACAAUUUGUUUAAUGGGGUCAAUUAAACCGAUGGUCAAAUAAACAUGCAAUAAUAUUUGUUGUUAUGUAAACAGAUUUCGCCUUUGAAAAACCAAAGAAUUCAUAUUUCUCGGUAACAUUUUUCUUCAGCAUUUACAGAUACUAAUGGCCACAUGAAUUGUGAACGAUUUAUGGUAUGGAUCAUACGAACUGAGGUCUGACUUGUGAUAUUUGGCAGUUAUUUGAAAAGAUUGAAGAUAGCUAUCUAGAUCCUAUCAACAGCUGCCAAGCAAUACAUAUCAGACAGACAUCAGAGUGGUUGAUUCUUAUCCUAAAAUGUGCAUAUCAUUCUGGCGGCCGUUAGUGCUCGUAAAUGCUGGAUAUAAAUGUUACCGGGAAAUAUAAAUUGUAUUGAUUUUCAAAAGCGAAAACUGUUUACAAAUAACAACAAAUAUUAUUGUAUUUUUUUUUGUAACAACGAUUCAUUUGACGCCAUUCAAUUAAUUGUAUUUGUAUUGUAAGAACAAUGAAAAAACAUUAAGAUAUAUUGUUUUCUUUUGAAAAUUGCCCUAAAAUGUCUCAUAAAAACACAAUACAUUCUAUUGUUUUUCGCGAAAAAGUGUAUGAAAGUUUUCUCAAAAUUUUAUGGUUAAGAUACAUAACGACCACCAUUUUUUAUUGUAAAAGUGCCAUUUACCAUUCGCCGAAUGGUAUAGAACAACAGGGAUGAUGGUGAGUGUGCAGUGUAAAUUACAAUACGUUUAAUGGUGAAUAUUUUUCGAAAAAAUGGUAUUGUAACAAUAAACUUUAUCGUAUUUUUAAGAUAUUUUUUAUCAGGGUGAAGACGUUGUCCGUGAAAUACGUGAAAAAUCUACGUAGAAUUUUCGGAAGAAUUUUCGUUACAAUUUAGAAAAUACCAAAGGAAUUUCAGAAAAAAAAAUACUUGAAUAAUUCCAGAAAAAAAUAUCAAAUUAUUUCCUACAGGAAUUGCCGGAUGAAUUUCUAAAGAAAUUGUUUGAGAAAUUGCGUUCUUUAAGGGUAUUCAGAUUGUUGCGUCAUCAUACUGCAUGGUAAAACGGAACACAGAAUCCACCCAUAAAAGCAAAUAAAGUUAUCAAUAGCGUGCUUUUCAAUGCCUAUAGAGUUACUGAAAAAAAAUCGAUAUUUAUCAACUUGUUGCAUAAAUGACUAUUAGAAAAAGGCAUUUCACUCCUGUACACUGUUUGAGUUCCAUUUUGGCCCCAUAUUACCUGUACAGAAUUUCUGCUCGAUUGGAGAAACUAUAUUUUAGCGCCAACCGUUUUCAGUUUUUAUACGAUUUACUAUUGGGAAAACCAACUUUUCAAAGAAGAAUCGCCACAGGUUGCCCCUUAGCCCCUAAAAAUAAAUCGAUUAAUGAUUUCUGUUAGAAACUUUACGAAGAACCAACCCUCCGAAGACCGCAAAGCGAUCUGAGGCCUAAUAACUUUUUCCACGAACGUCGCAUCGCUUUGUGGUCUUCAGAGGUCUGAUUCCUCGUGAAGUUUUCUACAGAAAUCAUUCAUCGACUUAUUUUUAGGGAUCAAAGAGUUUCCCCAAGCGAUUUUUCUUCAAAGAAGUAAAUUUCCCCCAUAGUAAAUUGUAUUAAAAACUAAGAAUGGCGGGUGCUAAAAUAUAGUUUUUCCGAUCGAUCCGAAACUGUGCACAGUUGAUAUGGGACCAAAAUGGAAAGUAUACAGGAGUUAGAGUUUUUUUCUUUUUUUUAUGUUUUCCCAUAUAAACCGUGUCUCCGGCUAAUGACUAUAUCAAUAGUAAAGUAAAUUUUUAUUUUUUCAAUUGGGUAUUUUUCCAGUUAUUUAAGUUUCAUUUUCUCUUCAUCGAUCUUAUGGAGCUGAUUUUUACAAUGGUCAAAAACCGUUAUUCACUCUCGUGGCCAGAUUUGUGCAAUAUCAACUAUUCGCCAUACAUUGUCACAUUAAACCCUCGUGAAAACUAAACGCGUCAGCGAAAGUUUCAUGACAACCAGCUAUAAAUUUUGCUCUGAAGACGAACAAUCAAAGCUUUGAGUUGAUCAAACAUGCCUGCUUUCGUCGACAAGAAACGUUACGUGACAUGAACAAAAUGCAAACACAUAAUCGAAUCUGAACCAGUCCUCUCCCUCUUCCAGGGUUUAUUUAGUGAGUGAUUAGCGAGCAAACUUUUCAAAAAGUGAAACCGUGAAACAAUGACAAGUGCAAUAAUAUGGAUGGGAGCAAUUCGAGCAAGGAAUACAGGGGCUAAAAUGCUGCCAUAAAUCAUCAGUGUUCUUGUAUACCGUUGAGAGCCACAACGCGUGCGAAAGAAGAAAAUGGGAGAUUUUGGUUCCGACAGUGAGGAUAGCGAUGGAGAAGGAGGACUUGGUAAUGUCAGCCGAGUUAUCAUUCGGCCUCCAGGCCACAGCGGCAAAGCAAAACGAGGCCAUCUCUGCUUCGACGCAGCCUUUGAAACAGGUAACCUCGGCCGAGUGGACCUGGUUGGAGAAUUUGAGUACGACCUGUUUCUCCGUCCCGAUACGUGCAAUCCACGGUAUCGGUUUUGGUUCAACUUCACCGUAGACAACGUCAAACAAGAUCAACGGGUGAUUUUCAACAUCGUUAACAUCAACAAGAAUAGGAACCUUUUCAAGGAUGGCAUGACCCCCUUGGUCAAGUCCAGCAGCCGUCCCAAAUGGCAACGGAUACCACGGUGCGAAGUGUUCUACUACAAGUCGGUUAUCCACCAGAACCACUACGUAUUGAGUUUUGCAUUUGGGUUCGACAAGGAAGACGAGGUAUACCAGUUCGCGUUGACGUUCCCGUACUCGUACUCCAAGCUGCAGGCGUACCUGAACGCGUUGGAAUCCAAGUUUCCGGAAUCGUUCGAACGGACUACGCUGGGGAUGACUGUGCAAAACCGAAAACUUGAGCUGAUCACAUUUGACGACGUCAAGAAGCCGGAUAAGGUCGAUCAGAAGAACAUAAUCCACAUGGUGGUGGUUUUUGCGAGGAUACAUCCCGGUGAAUCGCCUGCUUCGUACGUUGUACAGGGACUAAUCGAAUACCUGGCGGCAGCCAAUCAGCCCAUAUCGAAGGCACUGCGCGAAAAUGUUGUGUUCAAAAUCAUACCGAUGCUCAAUCCGGAUGGGGUGUUCCUGGGCAACAACCGUUGCAACGUGAUCGGGCACGACCUGAACAGGUCGUGGAACAAGAUGUCCCAGUACACCCAUCCGACGCUGGCCGCGGCCAUGAAGAUGCUGAAGGAGUACGACAACUCGAGUUGUUACCAGGUGGACUUUGUGAUAGACAUCCACGCCCAUUCGAGUUUGACGGGGACCUUCAUCUACGGUAGCACCUACGACAAUGUAUACCGAUACGAGCGGCAUCUAGUGUUUCCGAAAUUGUUCGCGUCGAAGUGCGAAGACUUCUGCCAGGAACAUAUGAUGUUCAACGCGGACGAUCGGAAGUCGGGAACUGCCCGAAGGUAUUUCGUCGAGGCGCUUAGUGACAAUGUCAAUACCUAUACGCUGGAGGUGUCCAUGUGCGGAUACUACUUGAACGAUACCAAUGUGUUGACGCAGUAUACCGAAGAUGGAUACAUGCGAAUAGGUCGCAAUUUGGCGCGAACUUUCCUAGAGUACUAUCGCUUUACAAACAUCCUGCCAAUUCCGCCGGUGGACGAGUUGCGACCUCGUAAAGGCCGACCACGGACGCAUCGCCCACGGGCACGAUCCCGCACCCGAAGUGAGGUUCGUCUACGCCCGAAAACCGUCCGCACUUACGCUCCCAUAAGCUAUACGGAUCUAUCGAUCUGCUACGAUACCGACACCUCGAACGAAGGCUCGCCCAUCCGGUACAUGUACUCCAACUACGGAGGCUUCCGGAUGCGCGCACUCGGACCUCCGGAUCAGUAUUCGCUGUCCAAUAUUCAGACGGCUCGGUUCAGCAAUCUGGACUUUAGCAGUGACUACCGGUUCAAGGUGACGCCCAAGCCCAAAACGGCUCCGGAGCACAAGAUGCCCCCAAUCGAGAUAUUGACCGUUCCGCCAAAGCCCUGCCUUACCAUUAUAGACUUUAAUCAGCUCACGCGCGGUGGCCUGGAUGAAGCCACUUCCGGACGAAAGCUUGAUAGGGAAAAGGAGAAAAUUCGUCGCCACACGUUCAAGAGCAGUUCAAGAAAGGCGUAG